AUGUCUCGCUACGAUGGAGCCAUUACUGUCUUCAGCCCAGACGGGCAUCUCUUUCAGGUUGAAUAUGCUAUGGAGGCCGUUCGAAAGGGCACACUUGCCGUAGGAGUAUGUGGCACAGACUGUGUAGUGUUGGGAGUUGAGAAAAAGUCGACCGCUAAACUUCAAGAUCCGAGAACUAUGCGGAAGAUACAAACAGUUGAUGACAAAAUAUGUGUCGCUUUCGCUGGGUUGACAGCUGACGCCCGAAUUCUCAUAAAUAGGGCUCGCACUGAGGCGCAGAGCCACAAAUUAACGCUCGAAGAUAGCGUACCUGUUGAAUAUAUGACCCGUUUUAUAGGAGGAGUUCAGCAGAAGUACACGCAGAGCGGCGGUGUUCGCCCGUUUGGUCUCUCAACUUUGAUUGCAGGAUUUUCUCCCGAAGGAAAGCCUCAGCUGUUCUAUACGGAUCCUUCUGGAACUUAUUCAGAAUGGCAGGCUAAUGCAACCGGUCGUAACUCGAAGGUUGUUCGUGAAUGGCUAGAACGACAUUACGCUAAAGCGAGUGGAUCCGAUGUUGUCAAGCUAGCCCUACGUGCACUCCUUGAGCUCGUUGAACCCGGCAGUAAAAAUAUCGAAAUCGCCACUGUAGGACUAGCUGGCACUAGUAUCCUUAGCAGCGGCGCGCUUGACUCGCUUAUCAAUGAAAUCGAAGGUGAGAAGGAUGAAGCUGAGAAGGUGAAGAAGGAGACAGCAAGACUUCAGGCUGAACGUGCGCUCGCGGCAGCGGCAGUAACAACAGGUUUUGAGUAGUUUCACAAGUUACCGGACCCGCCCGAUAUGACAGUUUUUAGUUUGAAGUCCGGCUUCAACUUGAUAAAACUUUGUGCUGUUACUGAUGGCAAGCUUUGCUCAAAAGUUUUGGCAGGCAACAAUUUGAAUUUGGGAGUGGCGGGCACGCGUGACGUGAGUUCGUCUUUUAAUUUUUUAAAGAGACGGUGGUUACUCU
Messenger RNA from Micromonas commoda, 985 nucleotides. RefSeq lists its product with no specific name. Gene Ontology annotation, biological process: ubiquitin-dependent protein catabolic process. The transcript is spliced from 2 exons. NCBI's taxonomy places the organism in Eukaryota, Viridiplantae, Chlorophyta, Mamiellophyceae, Mamiellales, Mamiellaceae. The coding region runs from base 1 to 789 and encodes 262 amino acids. The record is from RefSeq and is a predicted model, not a curated record. Gene Ontology annotation, cellular component: proteasome core complex, alpha-subunit complex; proteasome core complex; nucleus.